UGCGCGGCGCGGGGGAGCGCGAGCACCGCGUGCGACGUCAGCGCCGCGCGCCGGGGGGAGCGGGCACCGACCGCGCCCGGAGCCGCCGGGCCCGCACGGCAGCGCCCGGCACCCGCCCCGGCCCGCCCCGCCGCACCGCGCCCCGGCCCCGCCGGACCCGCCGCCGCACAGAAGAUGGCGGACGACCCCAGCGCCGCCGACCGCAACGUGGAGAUCUGGAAGAUCAAGAAGCUCAUCAAGAGCCUGGAGGCGGCGCGCGGCAAUGGUACCAGCAUGAUAUCACUGAUCAUUCCCCCCAAAGACCAGAUCUCGCGAGUGGCGAAAAUGCUGGCGGACGAGUUUGGCACUGCCUCCAACAUUAAGUCUCGAGUGAAUCGCCUUUCAGUACUGGGAGCCAUUACAUCUGUACAGCAAAGACUGAAACUCUAUAACAAAGUACCUCCAAAUGGUCUGGUUGUUUACUGUGGAACAAUUGUGACAGAAGAAGGAAAAGAGAAGAAGGUCAACAUUGACUUUGAACCUUUCAAACCAAUCAAUACGUCGUUGUAUUUGUGUGACAACAAAUUCCACACAGAGGCCCUCACGGCGCUGCUCUCCGACGACAGCAAGUUUGGCUUUAUUGUAAUAGAUGGGAGUGGGGCACUCUUUGGAACCCUGCAAGGAAACACACGAGAAGUCCUGCACAAAUUCACUGUGGAUCUUCCAAAGAAGCAUGGUCGGGGAGGUCAGUCCGCCCUGCGCUUCGCUCGCCUGCGGAUGGAGAAGCGGCACAACUACGUGCGCAAGGUGGCCGAGACGGCCGUGCAGCUCUUCAUCUCCGGGGACAAGGUCAACGUGGCCGGGCUCGUCCUGGCUGGGUCAGCUGAUUUCAAAACUGAACUCAGUCAGUCUGACAUGUUUGAUCAGCGGUUGCAAUCCAAAGUGCUCAAACUAGUUGACAUUUCAUAUGGAGGAGAAAAUGGGUUCAAUCAAGCGAUUGAAUUGUCAACUGAGGUCCUCUCCAAUGUGAAAUUCAUCCAAGAGAAAAAACUAAUAGGACGAUACUUCGAUGAGAUCAGUCAGGACACGGGGAAGUACUGCUUUGGUGUGGAAGAUACACUAAAAGCUUUGGAAAUGGGAGCAGUAGAGAUACUGAUAGUCUAUGAAAACCUGGAUAUAAUGAGAUAUGUCCUGCACUGCCAAGGCACGGAGGAGGAGAAGAUCCUGUAUUUGACACCAGAACAAGAGAAGGAUAAAUCCCACUUCACAGAUAAGGAGACUGGGCAGGAACACGAACUGAUAGAAAGUAUGCCCCUCCUGGAGUGGUUUGCAAACAACUACAAGAAAUUUGGAGCAACAUUGGAAAUUGUUACAGACAAAUCACAAGAAGGAUCCCAAUUUGUGAAAGGAUUUGGAGGAAUUGGAGGUAUCUUGCGGUACCGAGUGGACUUCCAGGGCAUGGAAUACCAAGGAGGAGACGAUGAAUUUUUUGACCUUGAUGACUACUAGGUAGUCGACCUGGGUCCGGCAAAACGUGCCUCGCCCCUCCAGCAUCCAACCCAAGGAGCAAACUCAUGGUGGAAAACACAACAGAUCCCUGCCUUAGAAUUGGAACAUUUCCAGAACUUGAUCCACAAGCAUUGGAUUUAAGAAAGCAAAACCCUACACUUUGAUUUGUCAUAGUGUCAGUACAGCAGCAAACUACUAAGUUCCUAUAUGCCACUUUGGACUAAUUUAAAAAAGAAUCCCAGUUUUUACUUUUACUCAAUGGUGAAAUUGGUUGCUCUUGUAUUUUAUGGAAAUGAUUUUUUUAACCUUCAUGAUACAUUAACUGCUGUAAACCUCUUCCUUCAAAAAUUAAUAGAAGUAAGAUCCUACUGGUUUGUUUCUUUAUACUUUGAUUGGAGAAAUCAAUUGCUGCAUUUGGCAGCGCCGUGACCCAUUUACAUGGCAUUCUCAGCUUAGACUGCAGAAGAAAUGUAACGAGGUUGGAGCCAUUCUCUUCAAAAGCUUGAAGAGGCACUGACCUGAGUGCUAGUUCAUAACGUGUGGCUUGCAAAUUCCAAUGGUUUGGGGAGGCUCACCAGCCAAACGUGCUUUAAUCUGUUUGCAGAAACACUGCUCUUGUAAACUAGGAAAUGCACUUCAUGGAUUGCAAUGGAAAUGCUGCUGAAGUCUCGGGCUUAAUUUGGAUUUGAGCAGUGCAGCCUUCAGGAAUUCUAUUUUUUUUUUUUCAGUCUUGACAAAAAUAAACAUGAGAUUUCAGUGAAGUAAGGUACACUUGGCUUUUUGUUCCUCAGUAAGUUUUUCUUUUUGCUUUAGGACUGCGUAAGGUUUCCUUGAUUAUGUGAAUUUGAACCCACAGUUCUUUAAGGGAAGUGGGUAUUUUACAGGAAUACUGAGUCAGUGAAGGCUGAAACUUUAGUGCUGGGGGUGUGGAACGUUGGAUACCAGCCCUUGGAGCGCUGGCACAGGCCCUGGGGACACCAUCUCCCAGCACUAAGGCAGUGUCUGUCCGGGAGGGGAUGUGCCCUUCAUGGGUUAAAGCCCCUGGGUGCCCCAGACCCCCAAGGCUCUGUGUCCUGCCCGUUCCACAGAGCACAGCCCGACCUGCUCCGGGUGUUGGGGGGUCCUGCAGGCCAGGGGAGCACUGGCACAGAUCAUGCACAUGCACAUGCACAUGUCCUGCUUCUUCCCAGGGCUCUGGUCCUGCCUCUUCCCGGGGUGUGAGUUCCUGGCACUCCCGGGGGAGCCGGGCCUGUCCUGCCCUCCUGGUGCGUCGCCGGCUGCAAACCUGCCUCUUGUCCCAUGAUCCUGGUUCACUUGAACGGAGGGGGAGCUUGUCUUAAAAUCUCUGCCACGCUGUUCUUUGAGGUCCAAAAUUCCUGUGAGCAAUACAAUUUGUAACCCUGGUCUCUAACCUGGCAGGUGGCUUUGCUGUCGCUCUCACAUCCAAGCUGGAAUUCUCACGGAAGGUGGGACUGGGUGUGCCGUGGCUGUGCCCAGAGCCAGGUCUGAGCACCCCCGGGGCCCUCACAGCGGUAUGUUCUGGAUUCUGCCAUUGUAAAUGGGUCUAAUGUGACAUGACAAGACCACAAAAAUUGGAUGUAAAUUUACAUUUUUGAAUAUACUGCUUGUUGUUUCACAUGAUACAUUAGGGUAUGCAGCUCCUUUUUGUAGUUUUUAUUUUUACUAUUUAAGUUUGGAAAUGAUGCCAAAUUUUUGUAUUUCUUUAAUCAAUGUGUUCUCUUCAGUGAUAUAUAUUGCAUUAUAUAUUGAUGUGUAUAUCAAUAUAUACUGAUAUGUAUUACACUUACACAUGCAAACACGUUCAACAGGGGUGGAAAUUCCUAGCCUUCGCUACUAUAUAGCCUCUGCAGAGAGAUCCCAAGCAGUGAUAUCUUGGUGUUGUGAUGUACAGAAAUGGAGAAGAGUAUUAAACCAUAUUUAAGAAUAUA
Messenger RNA from Pipra filicauda (Wire-tailed manakin), 3437 nucleotides. It is a transcript of the gene ETF1, whose product is annotated as eukaryotic translation termination factor 1. Bases 175 to 1488 code for a protein of 437 amino acids. Gene Ontology annotation, cellular component: translation release factor complex; cytosol. Gene Ontology annotation, biological process: cytoplasmic translational termination. Lineage: Eukaryota; Metazoa; Chordata; Aves; Passeriformes; Pipridae. The transcript has 10 exons. The record is from RefSeq and is a predicted model, not a curated record. Gene Ontology annotation, molecular function: translation release factor activity, codon specific; sequence-specific mRNA binding.